UUUUGUACAGAAAAGUCAGGCAUCUCAAAUCUGAAUCUUAUCUUUUUUAUACAAAUCAACUACUUACUUCUCUUCUUUGUGGUGGUAAACUAACAGACAAACAAACAUGCUUCUCCUGUGUUGUUACUCUUCUAGAGUUGUGUGAUUCUUUGUUCCUUCCUGCUUGCGAUUUGUUCAUUUUCUUUGUUCAGGUCAUCACUAUGGUUGAUGCUGUUGUUGGUAUAGUAAUUGAGGAACUAUUGAAUUCAGUUAUUGAAAUGAAAGACAGAGCUGUGAAGUUCAAACCAACUCUAGAACGCUUAGAAGAAACUCUCGAAUCAUUAGCACCAUUGAUCAAUCAAAUAGAUGAACUCAACAAGAAGUUGAACCGAUCACCUAAUGAAACAAAGAGAAUAAUCAAACAAAUGAAAGAUGGAAAAGAACUUGUUCUAAAAUGUUCUAAUGAAGACAAAAUCCAGUGGUGGAAUUGUUGGUACAAAAAAGCACAGUAUCAAGAAGAACUUGAAGCAUUGGAUGAAAAGAUUAAAAGAUUCUUUGAUCUUGAUUUGAUAGCUCAAAUUGCAAGGACUGGAUUGGAAACACAUGAGGUGACUAGGGAAACACUUGAGGUGACUAGGGAGGUUCAUGCUGAAAUUCGAAGUGUUCUUGUGAGGACUGAAAGGAUUGAAUUUGAAUUAGAGAAUAUUUGUCGGCCUCCUAAACCACCUGGUUUUAUUGUUGGGUCGGAUGAGACUUUCAAUAAGUUGAAGGAGAUAUUGUUGAGUAAGAAGAAUGAGCUUAGUGUCUCUGUUGUUACUGUUACUGGUUCUGGUGGUUCGGGUAAGUCUACGUUGGCCAAAAAGUUUUGCUGGGAUGAACAAGUAAAAGGUAAAUUCAAGAAAAACAUGUUCUUCAUUACAUUUGCGAAAACACCAAAGCUAAAUGUUAUAGUGGAGAGACUGUUUAAACAGACUAGUUACAAAGUUCCUGAUUUUCAAAGCGAAGAAGACACGUUUAACCAAUUGGAACAUCUGAUGAAAGAAAUUGUGAAGAAAGGACCAAUAUUGUUGGUCCUAGACGAUGUUUGGCAAGGAUCAGAAUCAUUUCUUGACAAUUUUGUGUUUGAUAUCCCAAACUACAAGAUUUUGGUUACAUCAAGAUUUAAAAUUCGAAGAUAUGGCGAACCACUCGACUUGGGUCCUCUUUCAGAAGAACAUGCUAUAAAUCUAUUUAAACAUUCGGCAUCCUUAACUAAGAGCAGCUCAAAUGUUCCUGAUGAUGUUGUGAAAAAGAUAGUAAGACGAUGUAGCGGUUCUCCCUUGGCACUUCUAGUGAGUGGAAGAUCAUUGAUUAACAAACAACUGAUAGUUUGGCUUAACAGAGCGAGGGAAUUAUCAGCUGGUAGGUCAAUUCUUGAUUCUAACAAGGACGUGCUUUCUUGUCUAGAAGAGAGCUUAGAUGUGUUGGAUUCUAAGUCCAUGGAGUGUUUUAGGGACUUGGGCUUAUUUCCUGAAAACCAGAGGAUCCCAGCUGCUGCUCUAAUUGAUAUGUGUGCAGAACUAAGGGAUGAAGAUGAUAAUAGUGCAUUGGAGACAAUUAAUAAUCUGGUUGACCAAAACCUUGCUGAUAUAAUUGUGACAAGGAAAGUUGCAGGUGGCACAAUUGACUACAACUACCAUUAUGUUUCACAACAUGGUCUUCUUCGGGAUCUAGCCAUCGUUCAUAAUAGCCAAGAGCCCGAGGAUAAAAGACAUAGACUCAUAAUUGACACAAGUGCAAAUAAUCUUCCCUCUUGGUGGAAUGCAGAGAAUGAGUUUCAAAUUGCAGCCCGCAUAUUAUCCAUUUCAACGGAUGAAACAUUUACUUCAAAAUGGUGUAACUUGGAGCCAACUGAAGUUGAAGCAUUCAUCUUAUACUUUCGAGAAAAGAAGUGUACACUACCAAUGUUCAUGAAGAAAAUGAACAAACUAAAAGUUUUGAUAAUCACACAUUAUGAUAUUUAUGGUGCUGAACUAGAGAAUUUCGAGCUACUUGAUCAUCUAACAAAUCUCAAACGAAUCAGAUUAGAGAAAGUUUCAUUUCCUUUCCUCCGAAAAACACUAGUGCAAUUGAAGAAUCUUCAAAAGUGUUCUUUCUUUAUGUGCAAUGUGAAUAAAGCAUUUGAAAAUUGCACAAUAGAAGAUUCAGAAGUGCUACCAAAUUUGAUGGAAAUGAAUUUUGACUAUUGUGAUAUGGUGGAAUUACCAAAUGUGAUUUCCAACAUUGUAUCUCUAAAGAAGCUUAGUAUUACAAAUUGUCAUAAGCUUUGUGCACUUCAUGAAGGAAUUGGAAAAUUGGUCAAUUUGGAAUCACUUAGGUUAAGUUCAUGCACUGGUUUAUUAGAGUUACCAAACUCAAUCACAAAUCUUCAUGUGCUAAAGUUUCUUAACAUUUCUGGAUGCAUAAGCCUUAGUCAAUUACCUGAGAACAUUGGUGAGUUGGAGAAAUUAGAAAAGCUUAAUAUGAGAGGUUGUUUAAAUAUAAGUGUUUUGCCACCCUCAGUUGAGGAACUUAAGGGAUUAAAGAAUGUGGUAUGUCAUGAUGAUGAGACUGCUGAAAAAUGGAAACCUGACAAAACUAACCUUGGUGAUUUAAAGGUAGAGGUUGUUCCAGAAGAUAUCAAUAUAAAUUUUCUUAACAAUUAGCAGUAAUGAUAUUUGGGAAUUAACUGCAGAAUUCAAGAACUAAAUGAGAAGGUAUUAUGGAUUUCUUUACAUUUUUCGAGUCAUUGAUUUUACAUUUUUUGGAUCAAGUGAUUGAUAUUUGUGGUUGAGAAAUGUAAAUCAUUCUUACUUGAUCUAAGAAAUACUAUUAGGAAAGAGUUCAAUAAAUCUCAGGAUUGAUAAUAAACCUGAUGAUAUACUUUAGGGUUAAAUAAGUAAAUAGUUCUCUUAAAUAUACCAACAUUUGAUUUUAGUCCCCUCAAAAUAUUCUUUAGGUUUUUGGUCCUUCUAAAAAUUUUCAUCUAUGAAAUUAGUCCAUACUCUACAUUGAGUAUUAGACUAGAUCAGGGACUAAUUUCAUAAAUGAAAAAUUUUAGAGGGACCAAAAACAUAAAGAAUAUUUUAAAGGGACUAAAAUCAAAUGUUGGUAUAUUUAAGAAGAUUGUUUACUUAUUUAACCCUAUACUUUAUACUUAUCUACUUUAUUAUACUUAAGAAAUGUGAUGCCUAGCAAAAUUCCAAUAAUAGUCCCAUUUAAUUUUCA
Messenger RNA from Medicago truncatula (barrel medic), 3225 nucleotides. RefSeq names its product probable disease resistance protein At5g66900. The record is from RefSeq and is a predicted model, not a curated record. The transcript is spliced from 6 exons. Lineage: Eukaryota; Viridiplantae; Streptophyta; Magnoliopsida; Fabales; Fabaceae. The coding region runs from base 201 to 2663 and encodes 820 amino acids. Gene Ontology annotation, molecular function: ADP binding.